Messenger RNA from Echinococcus granulosus, 312 nucleotides. RefSeq lists its product as hypothetical. Bases 1 to 312 code for a protein of 103 amino acids. The record is from RefSeq and is a predicted model, not a curated record. Gene Ontology annotation, biological process: proton motive force-driven ATP synthesis. NCBI's taxonomy places the organism in Eukaryota, Metazoa, Platyhelminthes, Cestoda, Cyclophyllidea, Taeniidae. The transcript is spliced from 2 exons. Gene Ontology annotation, molecular function: proton transmembrane transporter activity.
AUGCAAACAUGGUGUAAGAUCUUUACCAUUGAAACAAGCGAACUAGCCAUGGUUGCAGGAUCUGUCCAUAAAAUUACGCUUCCAGCUCCAAAAGCAGUCUCACCCUUUAUUCGUACUGCUCGAUGGGGAUUGCUUUUGGCUGGCGUUCUCUACGGUGCUCUGCGGUUGAAGUACCUGCAAGUUCGCGAAGUUGGCAUUCAGAGAAAAAAUCGCGCAAUAAUGGCAAAGAGAAAGGCUGAUUACGACCAGUGGAUGGAAUAUCAGGCCGAGCAGUCCAUGAAGCAGCUCCUUAGAGAGAGCGGGAUGGAGUAA